AUGGGUUGGCUGUGGAAUAGUAGUAGCCCGGCUACUGCUGAGCAGGCACAGAAAACGGAAUCUUCACCUCCAGCAAAUGAUUCGCAUUCUUUACCAUCCAAUCCUGCCACGGAACAGUCCACGCCUCAGGUGAAGCCGCUUGGCCGUGACGAGAUCGCAGAGGCCGAGUUCAACGAGUUGUUGAAGUCACUAGAUAACUCUACAUCAUCCGCCGAACAGCAUGCGCCAUCCACGUCUAAAUCUAGGACCUCUAAGCCGCUGCCCUCACAAUCAAUUCACUUCGAAUCUCCGUCUACCCAAUUUCAGUCCGAUUCACUCUACCCUAAAACCAUGUCUUGCCGUACCGCUUUCGAUUACGCAUACUUCUGUCAGUCGUUUGGAGGCCAAUGGGUGAACGUCUAUCGAUAUGGUGAACUACGGUCGUGCAGCGAGCAUUGGUCUGACUUUUGGUUCUGUAUGCGCUCAAAGUCGCUUCCUGAUGAGGAAAGGGAAAAGGCUAUCUCUGAUAGAUACAGGCGGAAAGCUAUCAAGUAUAAGACUGGCCCUAGUAGUGAAGAUAUCUGGGAACUAAGAAAGGAGCCAGUUGUGGGGGCAUUCCAAGGCGAUUAUCUCGCUUUUGAGAGGGAGAUGGAGCGACUAAAACAGCGGGAAAAUGAUGCAAAGGCUAAUGGGGCCAAUACUAUGGAAGCAUGA
Molecule: messenger RNA, 693 nt
Organism: Trichophyton verrucosum HKI 0517
Lineage: Eukaryota; Fungi; Ascomycota; Eurotiomycetes; Onygenales; Arthrodermataceae
Exons: 1
Coding region: 1-693 (230 amino acids)
Source: RefSeq, a predicted model, not a curated record